AUGGAAGAAUGUGCUAGACAAAUGGUUGCACACUUUGGUGAAGAACAUGACAUAUUAGAGAUGAAUAUGCACCUUUUUGCCAUUACAUCAAUUGAAGAGGAGGAAGAAGAUCUUAGAAAUCAAGAUGAUUAUGGUCAAGCCCAACAAAUUGUUGAUUUGAUGGAGAAAUUCGAAAAUUGUUAUCUUUUUUCUGACUCAAUUGGACAAUGUUCUAUUUGUUUGGAAGAGUUUUGUACUAAGUCAGAACUUGUUCGAACAAAAUGCUCUCAUAUUUUUCAUAAAAAUUGUAUUCUCUCAUGGAUUCAACAAUGCAUUAAUCGAUAUCAACUCACACUUGUCCAUUGUGCCGACGUCUAUUAUGAAUAUUUAUAA
Vicia faba (fava bean) is the source of this 372-nucleotide messenger RNA. The record is from the annotation of a GenBank genome assembly. NCBI's taxonomy places the organism in Eukaryota, Viridiplantae, Streptophyta, Magnoliopsida, Fabales, Fabaceae.